Messenger RNA from Achroia grisella, 2538 nucleotides. RefSeq names its product transient receptor potential cation channel subfamily V member 5 (gene nan). Gene Ontology annotation, biological process: calcium ion import across plasma membrane. Gene Ontology annotation, molecular function: calcium channel activity; protein binding. The coding region runs from base 1 to 2538 and encodes 845 amino acids. The transcript is spliced from 16 exons. The record is from RefSeq and is a predicted model, not a curated record. Gene Ontology annotation, cellular component: membrane. Lineage: Eukaryota; Metazoa; Arthropoda; Insecta; Lepidoptera; Pyralidae.
AUGGGUAAUACUGAGAGUAAUGUUACUAGUGGCGUUAAGAAGCAAGCAGGAACAUCAGAACAGAAGCUUUACAAGCUUCUUGAUUUGAAAGGUGGUGGUCUGUUUGUUGACAUGAUGAAGCGUGCUGCGCAAAACAAACAGUAUGCAGAGAUAGAUCACGCCAUCAAGACUAAAGUGGAACCAUUCCUGUACAACAAGGGUAACGGGCGAUAUAUACCAAUAUCACAUUUGGUACUUCUGCGUAAUAAGGAAAGACCGAGACAUAAGUUGUUACCAGCUCUAAGAGGCAUGGAAAAUCCAGAUGAGGAGUUUGACGUUGAUAAAGACUGGCCUGAAGUUACCCAGGCGGAGUAUGAUGCCAAUCCUUCAGGAUACAGAGAACUUUGUUGGGAUUUAAAGGAGCGCGGUGCUGUGGGUGAGACUAUACUGCAUCUCUGUUUGCUGAACGCGACCUCUCUCCUGGCCGAUCUCGCCAAGAGACUACUGCGAUUCUAUCCGAAACUUAUAAAUGAUAUAUACAUGAGUGAUGAAUACUAUGGUGAAAGCGUCCUUCACAUGGCCAUAGUGAACGAGGAUCCGACGAUGGUGAAGUUUCUACUGGAUGCCGGAGCUGAUUACCAUGAGCGUUGCUUCGGGAAUUUCAUGUGUCCUGAGGACCAAAAGGCUUCGAGGUCCGACUCGCACGACCACGAGUGGGUUAAUGUACAACCGGACACCAAUUAUGAUGGGUAUGUUUACUGGGGCGAAUAUCCACUCAGUUUCGCGGCAUGUCUUGGACAGGAGGAGUGCUAUAGGUUGAUCUUGGCACGUGGCGCGGACCCUGACAAACAGGAUACGAAUGGCAACACCGUGCUCCACAUGCUUAUUAUAUAUGAAAAGAUGAGUACUUUCGAUAUGGCGUACGAAGUUGGUGCAUCAUUAAACAUCCGAAAUGUCCAAAACCUUACUCCGUUGACGUUGGCCGCAAAAUUAGCACGAACUGAACUGUUCUUCCACAUUCUGAAUAUAGAACGGGAGAUAUAUUGGCAGAUUGGAGCUACAACGUGUGCCGCCUACCCACUGGGUCAAGUGGAUACUAUAGAUACACAGACGGGGCUGAUAAGUAAAGAUUCCGCAUUAAAUUUGGUCGUCUUUGGGGAAAAAGAUGAACAUUUGGAGUUAUUAGAAGGCAUGUUGAUAGACCUUCUAAAGACUAAAUGGAAUACAUUUGUUAAGUUUCGUUUUUAUCGGCAAUUUAUAUUAUUCUCUUUUUAUUUUCUGAUAUCUCUGGUAUGCUUUACCCUAAGACCUGGUCCACCGGACAGAGCCCUGAACACUACCGCCUUAAAUGCUACUCUUGGUCCAAAUGUGACAGAUACCGAGUUGGUAACAGAUGUAGAAAAUUGCACAAUACCAUUGAAUGGAACGGACUUCGAUGCAGGAGCUGUGGAAAUUAUAAACGCUACAAAAUCCGAAGGUCCGCAGUGUGCUCGAUUUAAAAGUCAUUCAAAAGACAAAGACAAGCCGCGGAGAGAAACCAAUAUGGAAGGUUGGUGGGAAGACCUAACUGAAGAUUGUAGAUUGAUGAAUUUAGACAGUUUUCAGGCAAAAGUGCGAAUAACAGCAGAACUCAUGCUAUGGUUGGGCGCUUUUGCUUACAUCGCUGCUGCGUUACGAGAAGCAAAAUUUCUCGGUUUAAAGAUGUUUUUUGAAAACUUAAGCACUGUGCCAUCUAGAGUAAUGUUUCUGUUCUCAUGCAUACUAAUGUUGAUACUGCCCACAUUACGUUUGUGGUGUGCUGACGUAGAGGAGGAUCAUCUAGCAGUCAUCAUCAUGUUGACUACAGCCCCUUACUUCUUAUUCUUUUGCAGGGGAUUCAAGACAGUGGGCCCGUUCGUAGUGAUGAUCUACAGAAUGGUGAUGGGUGACCUUCUACGCUUUGUUUGCAUUUACUUGGUUUUCGUGAUGGGAUUCUCACAAGCGUACUACGUGAUUUUCCUGUCGUUUGAUAAUCCGAACACACCAGAGGGCGUGGAUGAUUCAGUAUCGAACCCCAUGCCCUCGCCCAUGGAGAGCAUCAUGGCCAUGUUUCUGAUGUCACUGACCUCUUUCUCCGAUUAUUACACCGCCUUCGAGCACACUGAUCAUGAGAUUGAGGCGAAGUUGCUAUUCGUGAUCUACAUGAUAAUAGUGGCAAUACUUCUUGUGAACAUGUUAAUCGCCAUGAUGGGGAACACGUAUCAGAAGAUAGCAGAGACUAGAAAUGAGUGGCAGCGACAGUGGGCGCGCAUUGUAUUAGUAGUGGAAAGGGGGGUACCACCAGCGCAGAGGCUGAAGCAACUCCUGGCUUACAGUCAACCAAUGGCGAAUGGGAAGAGGGCUCUAGUACUUAGAAUUAAUCAGAAGAGCGAGGAUAAAGAAGAAAUGAAAGAGAUACUUGAAAUGAAACGCACACAUGAUCGCAUUGUGGCUAAGAGAAAGCAAAGGGACAUACCAGUUAAGGGGCAACAGGGUUUUGUCCCGUUGACAAUUACUAAGGACUACCCGACUAGAAAAUAA